CCAACGACCAAUGUUCGCCCGACCGCUGCGGCAGCCUUGCUCGCCUCCCGCUCUCCGCCAUGUGCGCACAUAUGUCGUGCGCCUUGAGCCUACGGUGGAAUACCCCAACCAGCCCGGACCGCGCAAGUACAACGCGCGCAAAACCUAUCUAUACAACAAGUACACCCACCUAAUCGAGUCCAGUCCACAAAAACCCGUCCUCCUCUUCAUGCACUCCGGAUUCACGGUGCCACGACUCAUAAAUCUGCGACUCGACAUUGCGAAAGCAGCGGCGCGGCAUGCCAGCGCACCGUCGCUAGUGGGGCCUUCACCAGCUCCGGCCCAAGAGCCACCCACGCUCACCUUCAUACGGUCGUCCAUCUUCGGUGUCGUAUUGCGGGACCUUACAUCCCUCGACAAAACCACUGUUGUCGACUUUGCGAGCGAGAUAGAGGGCGGUCUCGCGGCGCUCAGCUUCCCGAACCUCAACCCACCGCAACUGAACGCCAUCCUCAAGAUGCUAGAAAAGACGCUCCGGCCGCCUCGCCAGAAAACCGAGGCCGAGCUCGCGCACGAGCGCAAGCUGGCCGAGGCGUCAUUCGUACCCGGCCGACGACCCAAACGCGUACGAGACCCACCCACCCCGCAGCUCACGCUGGCCGGCGCGCUCAUCGAGGGCCGGCUCUUCCAGGCGCCAGGCGUACUGAAGGUGACGGAGCUGCCGACCCUGGAAACGCUACGUGCGCAGCUGGUGGGAAUGCUGAGCGCUCCGGCGAUGCAGCUGGCGAUGGUGCUCGGUGAGGCGAGUGGCGCGAAGUUGCAUCGGACGCUGGAGGGGUUGAGGAAGGGGCUGGAGGAACGCGACGCGGGGCCGAAGGAGGGGCAGGCUACGGAAGAGUCCUCGUCAUAGUCCGUGUGUCGUCGCGAGCUGCACGUCUGCCUAUCGUAAAAUGCUAAUUGCUGGGUUUACCGGGAC
Molecule: messenger RNA, 955 nt
Organism: Rhodofomes roseus
Lineage: Eukaryota; Fungi; Basidiomycota; Agaricomycetes; Polyporales; Fomitopsidaceae
Exons: 1
Coding region: 11-889 (292 amino acids)
Biological process (GO): translation
Cellular component (GO): mitochondrial large ribosomal subunit
Molecular function (GO): structural constituent of ribosome
Source: RefSeq, a predicted model, not a curated record